UAAUAAUAAAGGUGUUCUCCAGCAAGGGAUUUUGAAAUCACAAUCAUUUGGCACAAUACUUGGAUACCGUGUGAUAUAAAACGUUCGAAAUCAGUGGACAAUAAUUAGUUGAUAUUUGACUAUUCAUUUCUGUUAGUAAGUGGAUUUCAUUUUGAAAAUAAAAUCUGAAACAUGUCCGAGAAAGAUGCCAAGCUCGAAAGUGCACCUACAUAUACAGGGGAAGAACCCCCUUCAUAUGACUCUAUUUUUGGGAAAAUCAAACAAGCCAAGGAGACGUCAGACGGCAAUGUGAGCUUCGCCAAGGCGGCGGCAGGAAUACUAUGUGCGUCAGUGGGCUGUACGGUGUGUCUGGGGGUUACGAUGGCCAUCCCCAUAGCAAGUAUCGUCAUUGGUGCUUUGUACCUGGAUGACUGCCCUAUAGAGAAGUACAUUCCCAUCUAUCUGGUCGUUGCCGGUGUUUUCGGGUUGUGCCAAAAUCUCUUUGGAAUGAUCCAGUCAAUUUGUUGCAAAAGGAGCCCAGAGGAAGAACAGGAAGAGCAAGGGGCGGGGGCCAAAUUAGGGUCCUGUAUCAACUCCCUUUUCGGAUGCUUCAUGUUUGCCUGGUUUAUUGCUGGAAAUGUUUGGGUCUACAGUAACUACGAUGAAGUACAAACUACAAACUCUGCCUUAGCCAAUUAUUGUCACGCAACUCCCUACUACUUCGCGUUUUGGACAAUCACGGUGGCCUACAUCAUGGUCGGGCUCGCUAUUCUGGUCUCCUGUUGCUGUUGUAUAGCUUGUUGCGUUUGUGCCAAAAAGUCAGACUCAUAAGCAUAUAAAUUUAUAAAUCUUUUAUAUAUGUUUAGGUUAAAAGGCUCUAAACUAUAGACGGUUGGCGGGACUAUUUCUUCAGUACACGGGAUAGGUUUAACACAUUUUGGAUAAAAGAUCAUUGCCAAAACCCAAAUCUGAUUAUGAUGAUUUAAAUUAUGAAAUUUUAUCAAUAAAGCAUUAAUUAAAUGUAUGAAUUUCUUUGUAUGGAUAAUAAAACUAUGACAAGCGGAGAUUCUUAAGGACAUAGGAUACU
Saccostrea echinata is the source of this 1066-nucleotide messenger RNA. RefSeq names its product transmembrane protein 272-like. Bases 172 to 810 code for a protein of 212 amino acids. NCBI's taxonomy places the organism in Eukaryota, Metazoa, Mollusca, Bivalvia, Ostreida, Ostreidae. The transcript has 5 exons. The record is from RefSeq and is a predicted model, not a curated record.